This is a messenger RNA of Tribolium castaneum (red flour beetle), 4191 nucleotides long. RefSeq lists its product as uncharacterized. Gene Ontology annotation, molecular function: protein binding. The record is from RefSeq and is a predicted model, not a curated record. Lineage: Eukaryota; Metazoa; Arthropoda; Insecta; Coleoptera; Tenebrionidae. Bases 226 to 1161 code for a protein of 311 amino acids. Gene Ontology annotation, biological process: cell-cell adhesion. The transcript is spliced from 6 exons.
UGAAUCUGGGGAGUUUCGGGGCGUCGUAUUGGCGAUCAAUAAUUUACAAACAUUGGGUGUUGUGGGUGUUCUAUUUGAUAUUUGUUAAAUUGCCGGAGAUUAAUUGACAAAAACAUGUAAAAAUACACAAAGUACAACACUGUGAUUCCACUAGAACAACGUGUCAUGGUGUAGCAAUAGAAAAAGUAUUAUUUUUUAUAUAAACUUGUGCAAGAAUAUGGAAUUAUGUGCAUUAAAGGGGUACCAUUUCUGUGCUUACUUUUGUGUCUUGUUGUAGUGAAAGGUGCAAAAAUAUCAGAAUUUGGUGUCGAUGUUGGACGUAACUUAACACUGCCAUGCCCAAUACAGGAUACCAAGGAUGUUAUGUGGGUCAGGGAGGAACGAGAAGACCACCAAAUAUCACACAUGCAAAUUAUAAACAACGGUUCUUUGUUUCUUUCUUCAGUUGAAAAAUCGGACGCUGGGAUUUAUGCUUGUUAUAAAGCAAACAGCGUGGACGAUGAAAAGGCUAGAAUGAAAGUGGUUGUGAAGACUCCGCCACCGGCUUUGGGAAACGUCUCUGUGAGGCCAAGUUCCAUAAUUGCUUUGAUCUUGUGGGAGGUCAAUGGGACUGGAGGAUAUCCUAUUAUUAACUUUACUGCUCAAUACAGGUUAGCUGGUUCUGAGGGGGAAUGGUUACCAAUAUCACCCAACCAUAUCACACCAAAUUCUAGACAAAUCGACGUGUACAAACUGCAGCCUAAUACAAGCUACGAGUUUCGAAUCUGGGCUACUAACAAACUCGGUAGGGGCGAGAUAACGACAGUUAUAGGUACAACAUCACACGAGUAUCGCGAAGAAGAAUUGGCUCGGCGUAUGUUAGCUGGAGCCGAUAAAUUCGACACGAGAGUGUGGGCCGUAGCCGUGGGUAUAGUCAUGGGAACACUUAUUUUACUCGGACUGGGAACAUGUUUCUUAUUGUACCAAGAAUGUCGCCUUCCUAGUGAUUACUUCGCAGUUCCAGAAGAACAAGAGAUUAUAGAACUAGUUCCAAACAUUAUACUGAACCCCGGCUUUGAGGGCAACUUGCAAAGCGAGCAAAUGCCCGCCGAUGAAAAUUCUAACAAUGAGACGCCUUUGCGUUUAAACAAUAAUACGGUAGUGCAGCCUAGGAACGUAUAGUUUUUUAUUUGUUUUUGUAAAAACAGGAAACUCGGACACAGUAGGUUGGUACUCCAGUUCAUCUCGUAUGCUUGUGUUCAAGGGCUUUGCCUGGUCAUAUUGUGAUUUAACGUUAGAUAUGUUAAGUUUUAUUGUUUUUAGUUGAGUUGGUUUUGUUGCGAACAACUGCAGUUACCUUUAUUCUAGUCAUUUUUCGCAUAAUUUUAGAUCAAACUGUUUUGUAGUCUGCGCUUUUACAAUACAAAUUUACAAAAAUAUAAUGGCUUCCAGCGUAUACACGAUUGGUUGUAAUUGUUACAAGUCACAGAUCUGCAACAUAUUUUUAUAAACAAUUUUCUAGCCACUGAUUUGUUCCAAAUCUGGUGAGAUUAUGGUUUUUGUACCAUUUUACGGCCACUUAUUUCGUUUUAAUAACCUCAUCAAACCCAAAAAUAAAACGAAUUUCAUAAUUUACUUACGCCAGUAAUAAAACCACAAACAAUGGGCUUUUAAAACACGUUAGUUGCACAAACUACAGUAAUUAUCAUAAUCUUUUCAGAUUUGGCGAUUAUUAAUUCAUUUGAUUGAAAGAAGGGAAAUAUGUUGCUUUUUUCACACAGAACGCUUAAAAGACAUGUUUAGUUCUACACUCGGAGUUGUGAAUACUUAGUUCCAAGUACAAGGUUGGCUUAGAAAUCUUGUACCAACAAAUAGAUGGUUACUUGAAAGAGGUUGUAAUUUUUUUAUUGUGCCUAAUCGUUGCGGCAAAUAAUAAUAGGUAGCAUAUCUUUUCAAGCAUGUUAAUACUCGUUUAUUUAACGCAAUAAUUUUUUCUUUAACUUUCUUCAAUGAAAACCUAUAUGUUGUGAAAAUGUAUCAGUGCCUAUGAUAGUUUGAUAAUACUUGUAAUAGCUUUGAGCACAUUUUGUGACAAAAUAAUUAUAAUAAUCACAGACUGAUUUUUAAUUUUCUAAUAUAAUAUAGAAAGUAAAUGCGUUGUGCAUUUAUGUCUUAAAAGCUUUGUUGUAAACUGUAUGGCAUUGUGUAAACGUUGGUUUCGCGGAUCUGAAUUUUAAGCAAUGGAUUGUAAGAUAAUAAACUAAGGCUCAAAAGAUUACGUGUUUCUAAUCCAAAUCUGUCUAUAAGUGGUUAGGGUUCAUUCAAUCAUUGUUUGUUUUUCCUCACUUAUUUUGCGAGAUUUUGCCGAAAUUGGCCGAAAAAUUGUAUAACAGGAUAAGAGAAAUAAACGAAAUAAAAAUAAACAAAAAUGAAAUAUUAAAUUAAGUUGUACAUCUAUACAUUCGUGAACCUGAAAACUCACUUCUUUUUAGAAAUUGAGUUGAAAAAAAUAGUAACAAUAACCAUUUAUAGAUAGAUUCUACAAAUAAAUCAAUCGGUGUUUACAGUUAAUCGAUGGAAAUUGUGGAAAUCAUCUUACAAGCUGUUAAGUAAUCUCCCAAACUUAAACAGUUUAAAAUAAAAUGUAGAAAAACUAACACAUCUGGAAAAUAGGGCACGUGAAAAUUGUUUUUGUACUUUUAUUCCGUUGAAAUAAUAAACUGUUUCCCGCCUACUCCAAGAUGAAUUUUGGGAGAUUAAAAAACACAAGCACUCAUUGACUCAUCUUACACGCCAUCAGUCGAGAACAUUGCAAAAUUAUGAACACUCUAGUGAUAAAAAUGAUAUUCCAAUGAACUUGGAAAAGUUGUUAUGGAACAUAUUAAAAUUUGAAAUACUUAUUGUAGGUGCAUACAUAAUACUUAUUUACAAACAAAACUCCUUGAAUGUUUACGCCAAAAACUGGAGACGGUCUAAAUGAUCACUUUUAGUGAUCGGGCGGUGAACAUUGUUGGACAAUUUGCAUUUGUUUCAUGUUAAUAUGCGAUAGAUACGAUCAUAUUUAUACAGUGUGCUUUUAUACAAAUACCAUUUUACUUGUAACGUGUAUGUCUUUGUAUUGUCAUAUUCAUAUCUACAUAAAUCGAUGUAUAAAAUUAAUUUUGAUACAAGUUAUCAGUGAUACCUAAUCGGCUUUCGUGUGUUUAAGUUUGGUCAUCUGUGUAUACUAAUUGCUUCCUUUAGGUUUCAUCAUCCACUUGGCUUUGUAACGUUAGAUGAAAUCUUAAAUAGGGUGAUCUUCCACGUGCGAUUUUGCAAAGAGAGGUUUGACGGUGUUGUGAGCCCCGUUUUGUUACCAAAUUAAAUCUAUACAGGGUGUCGCCAAUGUAAGCUUGAAACUGUACAAUUCUUUUAAUAUUUGUUACACAUUUCUAAGGGCACGCUGAUAAGAAUUGGAGUUGGCAUUUAAAAAAUCCAAUAAAAAAUAAAACUAUUAACUAUUAACAAUAGGUGCGCUGUUGUAAUAACCCAUUUAAAAAAUCCAAUUACGGUUGCAAUUUAUGAAAAAUAAAUUAAUUUGAUCAUUGUUUAAAACUAUUAACAAUAGGUGCGCUGUUGUAAUAACCCAUAAAUCAAAUGGAAAAAUAAUUGUUUUUCCAAAGAUGUGCCUUUGUACUUUGAGCUGGUUAGCCGGUUCGAAUGUCAAAAUUUUCAACAUUUAGGGGCGUAAUAGCAAAUACUAACCACAGUUUUCUGUAAUAAUUGUGCCAACAGUCACACCAUCGCUCAUAUUUCAAACAUAUCACGAAACAUCUCAUCACUUUCUCUUCUCAGCCUUAUAGAACUGUGUCUCAAAUAUCCGUUUAAUUUCGGCUUUGAUCUCUCAACCUGCUACCAAGCGUUGUAAAUUAAGAACAAGUGCUUAAUUCUAAUAGAAUUCGGAAAAAUUUUAUAUUAAAUUUUUAUAUGAUAGGUAUUUUAAUAAUGGUUGUGAGCAUUACCUGACAAUUUUAAUUCUCUUAGAAUUAAGGCUACGUACCAAGUUAGAUUAACAUUGGUUAGUCCAUUCAGCUUAAUUAUUACCGCAUAGAUAUUUUUGUAUCAUCUCGAAUACACUUCAAUUGUUCCUUUUUGUGUUUUGUUGGAUGAGUUGCUUGCCAUAUGUACAUAUUAUUAUGCUAUUUAGUGUAAUAAAACAUUUAUUGAAAACGU